Ceratina calcarata is the source of this 2225-nucleotide messenger RNA. RefSeq names its product zona pellucida domain-containing protein miniature (gene m). NCBI's taxonomy places the organism in Eukaryota, Metazoa, Arthropoda, Insecta, Hymenoptera, Apidae. Bases 16 to 1683 code for a protein of 555 amino acids. The record is from RefSeq and is a predicted model, not a curated record. The transcript has 6 exons.
GAAAGGCCAGAGGGAAUGCCAGCCAUACAGUCCCUCGAAGUGAUGUGCGGAAAGGAUCACAUGGACGUACACCUAUCGUUCUCCCAGCCCUUCGAGGGCAUCGUCUCGUCUAAGGGUCAACACGCCGACCCGCGAUGCGUCUACGUCCCGCCGUCCACCGGCCAGACUUUCUUCUCCUUUCGGAUAGCCUACGCGAGAUGCGGCACCAAACCAGACAUGCACGGCCAGUUCUAUGAGAACACCGUCGUCGUUCAAUACGACAAAGAUUUGCUAGAAGUCUGGGACGAGGCCAAACGAUUGCGAUGCGAAUGGUUCAACGAUUACGAAAAGACCGCUUCGAAACCGCCAAUGGUCAUCGCAGACCUCGACGUAAUACAAUUAGACUUCAGAGGGGACAACGUGGACUGUUGGAUGGAAAUCCAGCACGGCAAGGGACCUUGGGCACCGCCGGUCUCGGGAAUAGUACCACUCGGCUCCACCCUCACUUUGGUCGUCGCUAUAAAUGAUUAUCGAGGGGAGUUCGAUAUGCGUGUGAAAUCGUGCGUGGCCUCAGACGGCGGCGGACACACGAUACAGCUGAGCGACGAGUUCGGAUGCGUCCUCAGGCCGAAGAUGAUCAGCCGAUUCCUGAAGGCGCGAGGCUCCGACGACCGGGCGACGGUCAUCACUUACGCGUUCUUCCACGCGUUCAAGUUCCCGGACGCGUUGAGCGUGCACAUCAAGUGCAAGGUUGAGAUCUGUCGUCACGGAUGUUUGGAUCACUGUCAACUGAGCGGAUCUGUCGGCCACUACAUUCAAGAGCGCAAGGAUCAGAUACGACCGCAGUAUCCGCAGACCACAGCACCGCCCACCGUUCACGGCGACGAGACCAACAGUGCCGACAAGAACAACGAAAACGUGGGAGGAGGAGCCGAGCAAGGUGACGGUUCCCUUUACGAUGACAUCAUUCAAGAUGGUGAUGAGAUGACCUCGAUAGGGGGUCACUUCUUGGGAGUCGAGAAGUCAGUACCGAAGGCACAGGCGCAAACAAGCAACCGGCUACCGGCGCCGGUCGUUGAGACACCGAACGAAGAACAUCAGUCGGACGAUGCCGAUCUUUCAAGACCAUUCGUGGAUCCUCCGAGGGUGACGCGGUACGAGAACGAUCAAGAACAGUUUCCUCACGGGCCCCGAAAUCUCGAAGGAGAUAGCGGCGUGUUACCAGUGACACCUCUUUCGUCUCCGAACGGCAGACGAAAGAGAUCGGUCGUGGUGUCCGAUAGGAAGAUCCGCAGCGCCGACGUCGGCGUGAGCGGGUUGUACGAGGUGAUCUCCGAGGCUGAUCUAGCUUUCAGUCCGGACACUCACGCGGAAGCGGUGACCGUUUUCCAAGGUAGAAUACGCGAGGAAGUGGUUUACGGUAUUUGCCUGCCGAUGCCCGGUUUCAGCGCGCUGUUCAUCGUCGUAGCGCUUUCUGCGGUGAUAUCUGCCCUAGUAGCCGGCGCGAUGCUGCACCGGCUGCAGACGCAGCGCGAGGCGGUCGACAGCAGAAAGAACAAUAGACCGGUGCACUCGACGAACGGCUGGUUACCUUACGGGUUGCUACGUGUACGCUGCGCGACGAGACCAGCUCAUCCGGAACAAAUUCAGCAAAAACAAACGAGUCCAGUCGCGGCCACGAGUCCCGCGGUCGAGAGAGGUUGACGAUUCCGAUCGCCGUGACUUUUGUGUUGCUACCAGUGGGACGCGCGGUUGGUGCACGCCCCGCGAAAGACAAUGUGCAAAAUAGUACGCUGUACAAAGUAUUUUAAGUGCGUCAAAUCACGCGCGACUAUAUUUUUCUUCUCUCUCUCUAUUUUUUUAAACAACGAGUCGUGUUCCCCACAAGUAACAAGUAUUCGACGAUUUUUGUUUACUCCGUCCUAUUUCUUAUUUCUCUUAGUCUCACAAAAGAGAACAUUAUGGAAUUGUUGGUAUCGGGUAAGUAAUAAUCGUGCACGAUAAGAUGCGUCAUAGAAAUGUAAAACACAUCGAAUAGUACAAUUCGGCAGAUUUUUAAAAUUUGGAAUUGCGAAUAAUAUCGCUAGCAACAAUCUAGUUCUUUGUUCGACAUCUAAUCGCGUCAAAGACGAGAGGGAACAGAAUGAAGCUACCUUCGCUUACAAAUCCUUAACUUAGAUAAUUCAUGAACGAGAAGACGACGAGAAUCUUUUCUACGAAUCUGUAGAAUACGAAUUAACGCGAUU